Messenger RNA from Limanda limanda (common dab), 6906 nucleotides. RefSeq names its product FYVE and coiled-coil domain-containing protein 1-like. The transcript is spliced from 17 exons. Gene Ontology annotation, cellular component: autophagosome; late endosome; lysosome. Gene Ontology annotation, molecular function: metal ion binding. Gene Ontology annotation, biological process: positive regulation of autophagosome maturation; plus-end-directed vesicle transport along microtubule. Lineage: Eukaryota; Metazoa; Chordata; Actinopteri; Pleuronectiformes; Pleuronectidae. The coding region runs from base 1 to 4428 and encodes 1475 amino acids. The record is from RefSeq and is a predicted model, not a curated record.
AUGGCCUCCUCGGUGGGAGAUAAUCAACUGCAGAGGAUAAUCAGAGAUCUGGAUGAUGCUGUGUUGGAGUUGAGUAAAGAACACAGGGAGUGUGGUGAACCCAUCACUGAUGACAGCUCCAACCUGCACAAGUUCUUCUAUAAACUUGAAUACCUGCUACAGUUCGACCAGAAAGAGAAGACAACCUUUCUCGGCCAGAGGAAAGACUACUGGGAUUACUUCUGCGACUGCCUGAUUAAGAUCAAGGGAGCUAAUGAUGGCAUCCGUUUUGUUAAGUCCAUCCCUGAGUUGAAGACGUCGCUGGGGAAAGGACGGGCCUUCAUCCGCUACUCGCUCGUUCACCAGCGUCUUGCCGACACGCUGCAGCAGUGUCUUAUAAACCAGAAAGUCACAAGUGACUGGUAUUAUGCCCGGAGUCCAUUCCUUAAGUGUCACCUCACCGCUGACAUAAUCAACCAUCUUUAUGAGCUCAACCAGAUCCAAUUUGACGUGGCGGCCAGAGGUUAUGACCUCGAUGCGGAUUGGCCAUCCUUUGCAAGGCGAACACUAAGCACAGCCUCACCAGCUUUCCUGUGGAAGCCUCCGACUCGCUGCUCCAGCAUCAACAGUUUGGUUAGCAGCUAUUCACACUCACAGGCGCAGGAGUAUCUUCCAAUCCCAGACUUCAGUCACAGUCUCCUUGGGGAACUGGGAGAACUGGGGGAACCCUCUCCUUGCAGUAUUGCAGAGAAUCUCCGCAUUGAGCUCGACCAGUCCGAGCUCAGACAGCAGGAGCUUCUGGUGCAGGUUCAGGAGUUAAGCAACGAAGCUGCAGAGCUGAAAGGUGUGGUUAAAGACCUGCAAGGAGAGCUGGCCACUCAGAAGUCGUCUGGACACUAUGCAGCAGCUGAACCCGGUGAUGGGGAGAAAACAAAUCACCUUCACACUUGUAGGGAAGCAAUAAAAAGCGAUAUACAAGACAGAAUCACAUCUGCAGAGAACAGAAAUAUGGAGCUUCUCUCUAAGUUGGAUGAAGCACUGAAUGAGAAAGGCCAACAAACAACAAGCUACUGUGACUCCGCCUGGAAAAUUCAGGAUCUUCUGGAUAAACUUAAGACGGCAGAGGAGGAGAGACUGGUAGCAAAGAGAGAGUCCGAAGACAGGGCAAGAAUCUCCGAGCGUCUAGCACAGGAACUCAAACUCAGGGAGCAAGAGUUGAGAGACAGUGAGGAGAAGCUAGCUGAAGUGAAAGCUGGGGCCCAUGACGAACAGGAGGAGGCGCUGAGACGCCUGGAGGAGCUCCAAGGGGUCGUUGGUCGAAUUCAAGGGGCGUUGAGUUUGAAAGAGAAGGAGACGGGGAACCUGAGAGCCCAGCUUCAGGGUCUACAAGCAUCCCUGGACUGCAGGGAGCGGCAAGCAGAGGACCUGAGGAAAAGGCUGUGGGAGGAGAGGGUGGAGGUAGAGCAGAUAUGUAGCAGGGGUGCCAGCCAGAAUGAGGAGCUCGAGAGCCUAAUGCCGGAUUUAAGUAAAGCCCUAAAAAGCAGAGAGAAAGAGCUAGCUGUUAGUUCAGAGAGAAUAAAACACUUAGAGGAGCAGGUGGAGAAGUUAAACGUUGAGAAAGAAAGUCUGAGCUCAAGACUCACUGAUGAUGAAGUCAAUGCCUGGGGUCAAGCCGAGAAUGUUGAGGACUUCAAAACACAAUGCAGCAAUCUCAUGGAAGGUAACACAAGGCUCCUUGAAACAGCGAAGAAGAGUGAGGACAAUGUCACAGAGCUAACAGAGAGCAGGACAGCCUUGUUAGCUCAGCUUGCCACUUUGAGGGCAUCGGAGAAGCACUUAAAAAGUAGAGUAGAGGCUACAAAUGUGUGUGUGGAGGCCCGGGAGAAGAAGCUGCUAGAUGAAAACCUGCAUUUGGAAGAGACUGUUCAAAAUGCACUUGUCCAGAAGGAAGUGUCAGAUGCUCAGUUGAAGAAGCUUGAGGAGGAGAACAGAGACCUUCUCGAGGUUCAAUCCUUGUUGAGGAAGCAGUUAGCGAGAACACAACAGGAGUUGGACUCUCUCGCCACCGAAGUUGCAAAGUUGGACAAGCACCUCACAGUUUCGCAAAGAACCCAAGCGGAGUUACUGGAAAAACUAGAGGAGACUGAGGCAAAGUUCAGAGACAAGACUGUUAAAUGUGGACUUCUUCAGGCUCGAGCGGUGGAACUGGAGAGCAUGAGCGGAGAGCUGCACGACGAAAAGGGAGCUGCAGAGAGUAAUGAGAAAAUGCAUAAGCUUGAUCAUCAGCAUCCGAGUUCCUCCAUGGAAACCAAAGAGGGUUCAUUCAGGCUGGUGAUAGCUGAGGCUCAGCUGGAGCUCAACCUGAGGGAGGUGCACCGGCUCCGGGAGGAGGUGGUGGAGCUCAGGGCUCAGCUGCUGGCCGGAUCUGAGGAGAGGGUGAAAGUUCAGGCCCUCCAGGAGGUGACGGAGUCCUCCAGGGAAGACCUCCGAGCUUUAGCAGAGCAACUCAAGGCCCAGGUGGAGGAGCUGAACCGCAAGCACGUGGACGAGAUUCUCCAAUCCCGAGAGCGAGAAGAAUCUCUCGUCCGCGAGCGAGACGGUGAGGCCCAGGCUCGAGCCGGUCUGGCUGCAGAAGUGACCGCCUGCAGAGAGGAGCUGAACAAACUGAAGAAGCGCUACGAAUCCCUGUGUGUGGAGAACAGUGAUUCCAGGGAGGCGCUGCACCGAGCCAACACAGAAACAGCUGAGCUCGGCGUGCAUGUUUGUAUGCUCACCGCUGACAAUGAAGAGGCCCGUCUGCGCUUCGAGGGCCUGUCGACAAGGCUGCAAGAGCUGGAGGACGAUGCGUCUCUGGAAGCUAAGAGGCAGGAGAGCUGCCUGCAGGAAUUACGGCAACAGAACCAGCAACUCCUCAAUCAGCUCCAUAAUGAGGACGGUCUGUUGGCAACCAAGCAGAAGCUGCAGACGCUGAGCGACGCCCAGCAGGAGGCUGCAUCUCUGCAGGACACGAACCAGGAGCAGAUCCAGGCCCUCCGCUUCCAGCUCAGCAGCCAGACCAUGAGCCACGACAGCCGGCUCCAGAGUGUGAACCAAGAGCUACAGGAAGUGAAAUUACAUCUGACGACAGAGCAGGAGAAAGUGGUCGAUCUGGGGAACAAACUCAAAGAGAUAAUGGCUGAGAGUCAGAGAUAUUGCCAACAGAUUGAGGAGAAAAACAUCCAGAUGGCCGGGUCUGAAAAUCUCAUGCAGCAGAAAGAAGACGAGAUAAUCCAUCUGAAAGGGAAUUUAUCAAGUUCUGAGUCAGCUCUCGAAGCCGCUCAGCGGACAUGUCAGGAGAUGAGUGAAAAUCUACGGAGAGUCACGAAGGACAAACAGAGCUUUGAUCUGAAGACAACUGCUGAGCUCGAUGACCUCUACCGCACCAAAAUCAAUCUGGAGGAAAGACUCAUAGAACUCAUCAGGGAGAAAGAUGCACUUUGGCAGAAAUCCGACGCCUUGGAGUUUGAGCAGAAGCUGCGGGAUGAGGAGACGGAGAGGGACGUAAACUACUGCCUGGGCUGUCACAGUCAGUUCAGCUGGUGGCUGCGCAAGUACAACUGCAGACUGUGUGGGCGUCCCUUCUGCUACUACUGCUGCAGCAACACGGUGAGCACCCAACAGGGCGGCAACAGAGAACGCUGCUGCACGGACUGUUACAACCAGCACAGCGCAGUGGUGGAGCGCCACCCGCAGGAGGAAGUGAUGCACAGCACACCGGGGACUCCAUUCAGCCGCUUGCUGCAGGCGGGGAGAGCUGUGACUGCUGGGCCAGGACCGGAUGAAAAUGAGAAACAGGAUGAUGGUGUUUUUGACAUCAUCACAGACGAAGAAGUGAGCGUCGUCAGUGACUCCCUCUCUUUUGCCACCGCUUGCUCUUCUGAGCACGGACAGCAGGGGGCAGCACAGCUAAGCAGCAGUGCCAGUGCAGGAGACAUCACAUCAGAGGACACUGAGGACCUCGGGGCUUCGGUGCAGGAUGCAGAGAUCUGCCUGCUGAAGUCUGGAGAACUCACACUCUCUGUCCACUUCUCGAUCGAUGACAUCUCCGGGUUCGGGGACAGCUCCCAAGAGCUCUUCAUCAAAUCCAGCUGUUACAGCACCAUCCCCAUCACCAUGAGCAGCCCUGGUCCCACUGUUUCCUGGACCUUCACCUCUGAGCCCAAGAGCAUCUCCUUCAGUGUGGUGUACAGGGAGAGCGCAGAGACGCCGCUGGAGCAGGCCAAGGUUUUGAUCCCACUGACUCGCUGUAACUCCCACAAAGAGACGAUCCAGGGGGAGCUGAAAGUCAGGAACCCCGGAGAAUACACACUCAUCUUUGACAACUCCUUCUCCAGGUUCAUCUCAAAGAAAGUGCUGUAUCACCUGAGUCUGGACAGGCCGGUGGUCUACGACGGCACUGACCUCCUCUGAGCAGCUGUGAAACUGACUCUGGAAACGUUCACUCUGGGUGUUUCAAGCUCAUGCACAUGAUAUCGCGGUCCCUGGGUCGGACUCCACUGACGUUCAUCAGCCACACGGGAAGGUUCUGGCUUCUUUCUUGUUUUUAAACGUCUCUCUCAGCGUGCGGCUUGCUGAUUAUUUCUGAUCACAGGAAAGCUGAACAAAGGCAAAAAUCUGUGGCGUAAAACAAUGUUGUUCUAGUGAGUGUGAGCAUGCACUACCUUUAUAAAAGCUGGUUUAAAUGUAGCAUUAAAGACCCUAAAAGUUACUCAAUGAAUAAAGGUUUGUGGCAUAUUUAAGUGUGAAGAACUUAACUUACGUGGCACGUUUGUGAGACGCAGGUCAUGUGGCAACUUUAUGACAAAGUAAGGCUGCAGUUGAGGUCGACUUGUUUGAUUAAAUAAGUUUUGUUCCCUUUAUUUGCCUCUCAUGAAGACUACUGUUGAAUAGUACAAUAUACUGUAACCACAGGAUUAAUGUGCAGAGUGAGAAAUGUUCCACUAGAAGUGGGUGAAAUGGUUAAAGUCCUUUAUUAAGGCGUUUAUAAUGUUAUGUUAGUAUAUCAGCAUUUAUUCUGAUUUAACACAUUUAUGGAAAAUCAAUAGAGAAACUGUAUAUAGAUAAGAAGAAGCAGAGAAGAAUCUACUUAUACUUUAUUAUAAUUAAGCUAGAAUAUAAUAUACCAUCUCAGAACUGAUUAAAGUCAGUGCUGCUCAGUGAUGCUAAACAGAGAGUUACGAACCAUAGUUACCAACAUGUAAUGUCCAUGAGACAUGAUGGCAAACAGAGUUGAUUUGUGUGUCUUUGCAUGCAGGUGUGUGUGUGUGUGCAGGUGUGUUGUGGAUAAUGAAGUUGAGUUUCAGGUUUACUGUGUUGUCAAUAGAGCCCGACUGAUACGGAUUUGAUGAGCCACAUAUUAGAAAAUAAAAAAUUUCAGAUGGCGAUAGAGCUGCUGAUAUAUAUGUAAACAGAGUUUAACCAUUUCUUCUAAAUUUUUAUUAUAACUAAAUAAAAACAGAAAUAUAACCAAAUAUGAAGAACUUAAAUUAGAAACUUUUUUUUUUAAUCCAAAAUAUCAAGAUAAAUGCACAUCUCUUCUGAAUUAUUUUUGCUGUAAACUAAAAGUUUUCACAUGUCCUGACGAUCUUUAUUGGCUAAUAUAUAAAUUCGUCAGGCUCUAGUUGACAACGUGAGAUUAAAUCCCAAGAUUCUGUUGAGCAGUUUGUUUUACUUACUGAUUUGACUAUGGUUUUACUUUCUUAAAUGUUAACAAACUAUUUCAAGUAACUGUUUAUUGGAGAAACACAUCACAAUAUGCACUGUAGUCUGUAGUCUGACUGUUGCCUUUGCAUUUUUGGGAUUUUUGUUUUUGUUUUUGCAAUGAUGAUAAAGAAUGGGUGGAAGAAGCAGGACUCCUGCAGAACCAGCACAUGGCUCAGUUUUAAUUGUCUUAACUAAACAGGCUUUAAUUCAGUGCAGGGUUUCUGAUGAUGCAGAUGAAGAAGGAGAAGAAUGUUGUUUCUACAGAUGGAAACACUUAGAACAUGCACAUGUCCCCAGUCUAACCCAUGAAGGGGUUUAAAAGAGGGAGCACAUAUCAUAUUGGACAUUUCAGUGCUUUAAAUAUUUAGUGUUUAAUAUGAAUCAUCAUCAAUCUUUCAAAUAAAUAGAUGAUUUAGUUAUCAGGAUAUAUAGAUGAUACCAGUCAAUAAUACUUUUAUAUAGAGAGCUUUUCUAGAUGUUUGCCGCUCAGUAGAUGUUUACUGUUGCUGUGUGAUGUUCUGGAUGCGUUUCGCAGUGUGUCACAGAAACAGUCUUCAAAUCAUACAAAUCCAAAAAUCUGCUUUAUACUUGAAGUCCGACGUGGACUUUUUCUGUUUUCAAUCAAUAAUCCUCUUUUGAGUGUCUUAGAACUUGAAGUGUUACACUGACUCAUUUCCAAGGUGUCUUCCAACAUUUUGAAACCAUUUUGUAACUUUAAUAUAUAUUUUCAGCACAACUGACAUGAGGAAGACAUUUUACUUUCUAAGAAAAUUCACUUUUUAUACAUGUCGAAAUAAGAGGAGUGAUUUGUUGCCAAAUAUUCUGGGGGAACAUAUUUGUCUAUUUUAUUGUUCUUGAAAAGGGAGUUUGUGUUUUGAAGACAUUGCGACAUAACUGCCGUGUCAUGCACUUUUGAAAAGGGCUUCUUUUUUUCAGUUUUUCUCGGUCUGCAUCCCAUGAGCCUUUGUGCCAGUCGAUGAAUGGUUUUCUUUUCCUGUGCAUCUAGUGAGUGUUUAGAAGUUUACAGAUGGAUUCACCAGAGAGAAGCUCCAACUCUCUGACUUAACCUGUGAAUCAUUGUUGGCAAUGUUUUAUUUGAAAUGUUAUUUACCCACUAAGCAUUUAUGAUAGAAUGGAUUCAUGACUGUGGUCGAAUAAAUAAGGAUUGUGUGAUAACUGCUUGUG